Messenger RNA from Mytilus californianus (California mussel), 1745 nucleotides. Its product is annotated as E3 ubiquitin-protein ligase TRIM36-like. Bases 246 to 1256 code for a protein of 336 amino acids. The transcript is spliced from 10 exons. The record is from RefSeq and is a predicted model, not a curated record. NCBI's taxonomy places the organism in Eukaryota, Metazoa, Mollusca, Bivalvia, Mytilida, Mytilidae. Gene Ontology annotation, molecular function: zinc ion binding.
AUAUAUAAUCCGAAGUGGUUGUCUAUGUUUGGUUGUUUUUAACCAUUAUUUUUGAUUUUUGAAAGAGGAACAGUUAGGAAUCAAUAAUUUACCAAAAUAACCAGAUAUAAAACAAUGGAAUAACACGCAUAUAAACAUAGAUUAACCUGAUUGUAACAAAACAUUUACCUUAUAGACUGGUUUGUUCAUCACGACUAAGUAAUAACAUUAACAGGUGACUGUUGACCUAUCUUUAGAAAUUCAAAAUGGCCCAAGCUGCAGCCUCCACUUGUGAAAUAUGUACUGGCGGACCAGGUGAAUAUUAUUGUCAGCAGUGUGAUCAAUUAUUUUGCGGAAGUUGUAAAUUAUCUCAUUUACGCACAAAGUCUUGUAAAAACCACACAUUUUCAAGUGGAACAAAAAUUAACAAGGAAGAAAGGUUCCUUUGUACAGAACACGAAGAAAUGUUCUUUUUCUACUGUCAUGAUUGUGGUACUCCUGUGUGUAGAAUUUGCUCCGUAAAAAAACACAGUCGCCAUUUAAUGACAGACUUGGCUGAAUCAACUGAGAAACUAAGAUCUGAGCUAGUUAAGAAUAUUGAAUCAAAAGUAGCAACCUCCAAUGUAACCCUUACCGAAAUUGAGAAAGAUACAAAAGCCUACCGGGAGAAAGUCAAAGCUAUCAUCAAAACCAUAACAGAGGAAGGGAAAAACUGGAAGAAACUCAUUGAUAAAAAAAUAAAUAGUCUGGUUAAGCUAGUACAAAAUGGGGAACAAAAAGCAUUACAAAGUAUGUCUGUAUUAACCACAUUUAAUAGGGAACUGUUAGAAAAAUACCAGCAAUUGCAAAACAAUGUCAAAGAGAUGGAAAUAACAGCAGAUGUAUCUUUGGUACAAAAGCUGAAACAGAUAAAAACUGAUGUCGACAAUAUAGAAAUAAAGCAUAUUCCCGUUACGCCUUCUGUGUCGUACAUAAACCGAAAACCUUCCGUCACAGACAUAGACACCCUAUUUGGAGAGUUACAAUUUCGAGAAGGUCAAUCAUUCAUGGAAAAAACUGACAACCAAGAAAGUUCCAGGCCACCAUCAGUGCACAAGAGGUACAAAUACAUAUGCACAUGCUGCAAGAGAGAACAAAUAUUAACUAAGGAGCCUGAAACACACAGGAUGAACAUCGGUCGAGGUUUGGUAAUCGAGUGCAAUAACAGCAAAUGUUUCCUCUACAAGAUGUCAUCUUGGCAUACUUUUAAAGACGAAGCACAGAACCCAAAUACCUAAAGAUUGUAUGGUUGCUUGUAUACAAAUGUGUUCCCUUCCUGGUAAUAAUCUUAUAGUUAUAGUUUAAAGUCAGUAUGUUCUAAUAAAAAAACAACGACAGUGGAUAGGUAAAAGAUCAUUCAGCUUUGAGAAGCAUAUGCAGAUAACAUGGACAGGUGUUAUUUUGUUUAUUGAACAUUGUAGUGUAAACAUAUUUUUGUAUUGUGUUUAUAAAUGUCAUGUGAAGUAUAAGUAUUUAGAGAAGAAAAAGACAUAGUUAUUUAUGUUUUUGUGAUUUGUAUUGUUGUAUCCAUACUGGCAUAGCAUAAAAGUAUACGUGUCGCUGUCAUGUUUCGUGGUUUUUGUCAGGUUAUGUCUUACAUGGAUCUUUCAUCUCAACUGUAAACUGUUAAAUGCAAUAGGAGUUUGUUUUGUGGUAGUCAUUGUCAGAUAAACAUUGCAGACUAGAAUUGUCACUUGUGAAAUUGAAUAAAGUUUUUUUUCAUUUUA